This is a messenger RNA of Cetraspora pellucida, 120 nucleotides long. The record is from the annotation of a GenBank genome assembly. NCBI's taxonomy places the organism in Eukaryota, Fungi, Glomeromycota, Glomeromycetes, Diversisporales, Gigasporaceae.
AUGUGUGAUUGGAACCGGCUAGGUCUAAACGACGGUCGGCAAAAAUCCGAAUAUAGGGACAACCUGGGGGUGAUUAAAGUAAAACAACAAAUGAGCGGAAAUUCUACGGAUAAAGCUUAG